Chelonoidis abingdonii (Abingdon island giant tortoise) is the source of this 2629-nucleotide messenger RNA. RefSeq names its product protein O-linked mannose N-acetylglucosaminyltransferase 1 (beta 1,2-) (gene POMGNT1). Gene Ontology annotation, biological process: protein O-linked glycosylation via N-acetylgalactosamine. The record is from RefSeq and is a predicted model, not a curated record. NCBI's taxonomy places the organism in Eukaryota, Metazoa, Chordata, Testudines, Testudinidae. Gene Ontology annotation, cellular component: Golgi membrane. Gene Ontology annotation, molecular function: beta-1,3-galactosyl-O-glycosyl-glycoprotein beta-1,3-N-acetylglucosaminyltransferase activity.
GCGGCAACACUGUUGCAAAUCCGUGUUCCGCUUCCGCUGGGGCAGGUCGCUAAGUGAAUGGGGUGGGGGAGGAGUGAUGCAUGCAGGGGAGACCCUCCCCAUGGCUGCCCCCCACUCUCAAAGAUGGGCGGGGGAGCUCUGCUAGUCGAUUUCCCCCAGAGCUGGUCCCACCCACCCUCUGCCCCCAGCCUAACUCGCUUAGCUUUUAAAUCUCCCCUUCCCUCCACUUUCUCCAGCGGUCAGAGCAGCUGCUCGGAGCCCAUGCCCCAUAGAGAUACUGCAGCCUGUCUGCCAGGCCCCCUGCCCUGGGGUGCCGUGUGGCAGCGGGUCCCCUUCUAAUAUUACAGCGUGCGGGGGUGACUUUGCGGAUGGAGCACUCCCAUUGGGUGUGCAGGGCGAGUUGUGCAGGGACCUUCGAAGGAAUGGGACCGGAGCCUACCAGAUCCUGACAGCUGCCCCAUGCUGUUCCCCUCACCUGUUCUCCUCGCCCCAUGAUAAUGGAUGAGUGGAAACCCAAUGCUCCAGCCAAACAGUUUGUCCCGCGGAAAAACCGAAGCCGGUACCUCGCCUGGAAGUACAAGCUGAUGAAUCAGAGAGCUGUCAGGCGGCUAUGCCAGAGCUCUUUGCCUUGCAGAUAGGUGCCGUCCUCUUUCUGCUUGUGACUGUGAUUGUAAAUAUUAAGCUGAUCUUGGACACUAGAAGAGCUGCCAGCGAAGACGAGGAGGAGUCUGCCCAAGACUAUGAUGAAGGUGCGCAGCAUCUGGAGACCCCGCGCCGUCCCACCAGCAGCAGGAAGGUCUUGGACAUCGAGGUGUACUCCAGCCGGUCGAAGGUCUAUGUGGCUGUGGACGGGACGACGGUCUUGGAAGAUGAUGCUCGGGAGCAGGGAAGAGGGAUCCACAUCAUUGUGUUAAAUCAGGCUACGGGUCACGUGAUGGCCAAGAGAGUAUUUGACACCUACUCACCCCAUGAAGAUGAAGCCAUGGUCCUCUUCCUCAACAUGGUCGCUCGUGGUCGCAUCCUGAUCUUCUCCAUUAAGGAUGAAGGCUCCUUCCACCUUAAAGACUCGGCAAAGAGCCUCCUGAAGAGCUUGGGAAGCCAGGUCAUCUCGUCCCUCAGUUGGAGGGACAUGUGGAGCUUUGUGGGGAAGAAAGGAGGUGAGGUGUACGGCGAGAAGCAUUCCAAGUCCCCGGCACUCUCCACAUGGGGGGACCCCGUCUUGCUGAAAACCGAAGUCCAGCUGACCUCUGUGGAAGAUGCCGAGUGCCGCUGGCCUGACACGGAACUGAACCGCCGGCGGCGGAGGUUCUGCACCAAGGUGGAAGGUUAUGGCAGCGUCUGCAGCUGCAAAGACCCCACGCCCAUCGAGUUCAACCCUGAUCCCCUCAAGGACAAUAAAGUCUUGAAUGUGCCUGUGGCUGUCAUUGCAGGGAACAGACCCAACUACCUGUACAGGAUGCUGCGGUCCCUGCUGUCGGCUCAAGGGGUCAACCCCCAGAUGAUCACAGUCUUUAUUGAUGGGUAUUAUGAGGAGCCAAUGGAUGUGGUGGAGUUGUUUGGCCUGAAAGGGAUCCAGCACACGCCCAUCAGCAUUAAAAAUGCCCGAGUGUCCCAGCACUACAAAGCCAGUCUGACAGCAACCUUCAACCUGCACCCGGAUGCCAAGUUCGCUGUGGUGCUGGAAGAAGAUUUGGACAUCUCCAUUGACUUCUUCAGCUUCCUGAGCCAGUCGAUCUAUUUACUGGAGGAGGACGACAGCCUGUACUGCAUCUCGGCUUGGAAUGAUCAGGGCUACGAGCACACGGCCGAGGACCCCUCGCUCCUGUACCGCGUCGAGACCAUGCCUGGUCUGGGCUGGGUGCUGAGCAAAAGCCUUUACAAGGAUGAACUGGAGCCGAAAUGGCCAACCCCUGAGAAGCUGUGGGACUGGGACAUGUGGAUGCGAAUGCCGGAGCAGCGGAAAGGCCGGGAAUGCAUUAUCCCUGACGUCUCGCGCUCGUACCACUUCGGCAUCGUGGGGCUCAACAUGAAUGGGUACUUCCACGAAGCCUAUUUCAAGAAGCACAAAUUCAACACCGUCCCAAAUGUGCAGCUCAGUAACGUGGAGAGCCUAAAGAAGGACGCCUACGAGAUUGAAAUUCACCGGCUCCUGGGUGAGGCCACGGUUCUGGAUCACAGCAAGAACCCAUGCGAGGACUCCUUCCUGCCCGACACAGAGGGCAAGACGUAUGUGAUGUACAUCCGGAUGGAGCACGAAGCCGACUUUACCACCUGGACUCAACUUGCCAAGUGCCUCCACAUCUGGGACCUGGACGUCCGUGGGAACCACAAAGGCUUGUGGCGUCUCUUCCGUAAGAAGAACCACGUCCUGGUGGUGGGCGUGCCCGCCUCCCCCUACUCGUUGAAGAAGCCCUCCACCGUGACCCCGAUCUUCAUGGAGCCCCCUGCCAAGGAAGAGGUGGCUGGGCAGGUGGCAGCAGCAGAGCAGACGUGAGCUGGAGCGGUCUCCACGGCACCACUGCACAGAGAGGAGAGGGGGCAGCGCUUGGGAGAGGCUGGGUACUUCCAGUGGGGGUGGGAUAGGGACUCAGCUACACCCUAGGAUGGGCAUGUGCUCCCCGGAUGGAAA